AUGCAUUCGGAGCAGACACCGGGUCGUCGGCCCAUUCGAAUUGGCGGUGCAUCAGGAGGAUUCACAGACCGCGUCGCGGCGAUUUCUCGUCUAGCUAAAGACACGCGUGUCGAUGCCAUUGUGGGAGAUUGGCUGUCUGAAAAUGUCAUGACUGGGUACGGUGCUGGCAAGGCUCAACAGGACCCUUCCAUCGCUACACUGCCGCUUGAGGAGCGCAAGCGAACGGCCAUGUAUGCCAGCACUUUUCUGCAAUGCUUUGAGCCUGCAAUUCCGUUCUUGGCGGAGAAUAAGACCAAACUCGCAGUCAAUGCUGGCGCCAGUGACACCGAACUCCUUGCCAAAGUUGUCCAUGACAUGGUUCAAAAGGCCGGAUACGGCAUGAAGGUGGCCUGGGUUGAGGGCGAUGAUGUGACUGGACCGUUUGAAGCGAUGGCCGCCGACGGUCACGUCUUCACCAGCGUAACGGACGGCAAGACAUUGAGCGAGUGGGGGCACAAGCCUCUCUGUGCACAAGCAUACCUUGGAAGUCUUGGUAUUGCAGAAGCACUUAGACGGGGGGCAGAUAUUGUAAUAUGCGGAAGAGUAUCAGACGCCGCCCCAACAAUAGGUCUGGCUGCCUUCUGGCACGACUGGAAAGCAGAUCAGUUUGAUGAGUUAGCUGGUGCUCUUAUUGCAGGCCACUUGAUCGAAUGCUCUGCAUUUGUAACUGGUGGUUACUACAGCCGCUUCAAGGACCUCAUGAAGGCUAAGAAGCACCUGGGCCUUGGCUUCCCUAUCGCUGAGGUUUUCAGUGAUGGGGAAUGCAACAUCACAAAAGAAGAAGGCUCAAAUGGCAUCGUGAACACCGAAACUGUGACGUCGCAGUUGGUGUAUGAGAUAUCCGGCCCCUUGUACUUCAAUUCGGACGUCGUUGCCGACUUGCGAAACAUCCGAAUGGGGCAGCUCGGAGAAGACAUUGUCCAUGUGUCGGGAGUGAAAGGACUCCCGCCGCCUGCAACAACGCGCAUGGGAGUGACGGCUCAUGGAGGCUAUCAAGCGGAAUGGCAUUUCUACCUCGUAGGCCUUGACAUUGAGGAAAAGUGCCAAUGGAUGGAGGAGCAAGCCCGACACGCCAUUGGAGAAGAGCUCAUUCGGGAAUUCACCAUGCUGAAAUUUCACGUCCACGGCAGCAGUCCGCCUGAUCCGGUCAAUCAAGAAAUCGCAACUGUGGACUACCGUAUCUUUGCGCAGGGUCCAAGGGCAGAGUUGUUUGAUGGCAGUCUGCCGGAUGGGUUUGCGAGAAAACUAUAUGAGACUGUUUUGCAGUCAUGUCCUGGUGUUUCUCGACCCAACGACUUGCGGCAAUCAGCACCAAAGAGUUACUGGGAAUAUUUUGUCUCGCUCAUACCUCAGAGCGCCUGCAAUCAUCGCGUUCAUCUAUUGUUUGGCGAUGAGUCGAUAAUCCCAAUCUCGUUGCCGCCAGUGACAAAGGACUAUGGACCCCAUGAGUCCUACGACGCUCUACAUCCUCGAGCGCUCGAAUCCUUCGGGCCCACGGUGCAAGCGCCGCUGGGAUGGGUUGCCCUGUCUCGCUCUGGGGACAAGGCAUCCGAUGCCAAUGUCGGGCUAUUUGUCUCCAAUAACGAGCAGUGGGAAUGGUUACGCGCAUUCCUCACCAUUGGUAAAAUGAAGGAGCUACUUGGCAAGCACGAGUACACCGGAGGGCGCGUAGAUAGAUUUGAGCUUCCAAACCUCCGAGCCGUGCAUUUCUUGCUCAAGAACCAUCUUGACAGGGGAUACAACUCUGGAAGCAAGCUUGAUACUCUUGCGAAAAACCUAGGGGAGUAUCUAAGGGCUAAAUUCGUCCCGGUGCCCAAGAAGUUCAUCGAGGACGGACACUUGUAG
Messenger RNA from Ilyonectria robusta, 1884 nucleotides. RefSeq lists its product as uncharacterized. The coding region runs from base 1 to 1884 and encodes 627 amino acids. NCBI's taxonomy places the organism in Eukaryota, Fungi, Ascomycota, Sordariomycetes, Hypocreales, Nectriaceae. The record is from RefSeq and is a predicted model, not a curated record. The transcript has 3 exons.